Messenger RNA from Guillardia theta CCMP2712, 1090 nucleotides. RefSeq lists its product as hypothetical. The transcript is spliced from 4 exons. NCBI's taxonomy places the organism in Eukaryota, Cryptophyceae, Pyrenomonadales, Geminigeraceae. The record is from RefSeq and is a predicted model, not a curated record. Gene Ontology annotation, molecular function: protein-lysine N-methyltransferase activity; protein binding. The coding region runs from base 4 to 969 and encodes 321 amino acids. Gene Ontology annotation, biological process: peptidyl-lysine monomethylation.
AGCAUGGCGAAGACAGCGCACCUGCUGUUACACGUUGCCGUGAUCCUCCUGGCGAGUGGCAUCGUAACGGGUCAGUUCUUUGUGAACCUCGGAGACAAGCAGAAGCAAGGUGGAGGAACCGAUGUCGCGUCGGGGUCUGCUGGGGGCGACGUUGCUGCUGGAGACCAGGGUGCAGCCUCAGGGGCCGACCAGCAGGCGCAGCUCCAGGAGGACUGGACUGCCUUUGUGAAGUGGUUCCGCUCCAAUGGAGGGAUCAUCAGCUCAAAGUUGACUGUCAAGGUUAGGAACGGAAGGCAGGGUGUUUACUUCAAGGAGCGCAUGAGGAGAGGUGAAACUAUCGUUUCUUUCCCCAGAAACCUCCGUUUAGAUGAGAAGACCGCUAUGAAGGGCAAGGCCGGUCACGUCUUCCAGCGUCUCAAGCAAGACAAGUGCUAUCCUGACUUGAUGGUGAUCCUCCAUGUCGUGCAUGAGGACAAGCUUGGAAAGGACUCGUUCUGGUUCCCCUACUUCAAGCUCCUCAGAAGGCAGUACAACAACAUCAUGUUCCUGACGGAGCCCCAGAUGAAGACGCUGCUGAGAAGGCCCGGGUGUGAGAACACUUACAACCUCGGAGUGAUGAUGCGUCGUACGUUCAACAACUUCUACGAGUGGUACAAGAAGAACAUCGAGCCAUGGGCUCCACCUGAGUUCCAGUUCACCCGUGACGAGAUCCUGUGGGGCUUCAACACCCUGGUCACUUGCGGGUGGGGCCAACAGAACGGCAACGGUGACAAGCUCAUGGUUCCCUUCUCCGACAUCCCCAACCAUCGCCGCGAGUCUGCCCAGAAGGCUUCUAACCGUGGUUUCAUCUCUGCUGCCAAGGAGUAUCAGGCUGGAGAGGAGCUCACCUUCGACUACGGGCUGCUCAACGAUGCUGUGCUGGCCUACUACGGACAGCCCACGCCCGAUUGCCGUGGUCUCAAGCGGUAAUGAGGACGUGAAGACUUUGAGGGCCCUCGGACGGCCAAAGGAACACUCGAUCGAAUUGUUAAUAACCCAACGAUAAGGCGUUCGGGUUAAAUGAUAUGAUGAAUAAAGAACGCUGAACUGA